GUUCUUUUUCGCGCACGCGCCUUAGGGCCGGUCUUCUUUCGACCCCUUGCUGCUCCGUACCGGAGUUAGUGGCUGGACCUCCUGCUACCUCGUGUAAAGAUGCUACCCUUCCCUUUGUUCUGGGCAACACGGCCUCUGCAGAGAUGUGGUCAGCUGGCCAAGAUGGCUACUCAGGCCCAGCACAGGAAGGCAGCCCAGACUCGGACUGGAGAGGCGACUCAGGGCUGGACUGGCCAAGAGAGUCUCUCCGACAGUGACCCUGAGAUGUGGGAGCUGCUACAGAAAGAGAAGGACAGGCAGUGCCGCGGCCUGGAGCUCAUUGCCUCAGAGAACUUCUGCAGCCGAGCUGCGCUGGAGGCCCUGGGGUCCUGUCUGAACAACAAGUACUCGGAGGGUUAUCCUGGCAAGAGAUACUAUGGAGGAGCAGAGGUAGUGGAUGAAAUCGAGCUGCUAUGCCAGCGCCGUGCCUUGGAAGCCUUUGACCUAGAUCCUACACAGUGGGGAGUCAAUGUUCAGCCCUAUUCGGGGUCUCCAGCCAACCUGGCUGCCUACACAGCCCUUCUGCAACCUCAUGACCGAAUCAUGGGGCUGGACCUGCCCGAUGGGGGCCAUCUCACCCAUGGCUACAUGUCUGAUGUCAAGCGGAUCUCUGCCACAUCCAUCUUCUUCGAGUCUAUGCCCUACAAGCUCAAUCCCCAAACUGGCCUCAUAGACUAUGACCAGCUGGCACUGACGGCUCGACUUUUCCGACCACGGCUCAUAAUAGCUGGUACCAGUGCUUAUGCUCGCCUCAUUGACUACGCCCGCAUGAGAGAGGUUUGUGAUGAGGUCAAGGCACACCUGCUGGCAGACAUGGCCCACAUCAGUGGCUUGGUGGCCGCCAAGGUGAUUCCUUCACCUUUCCAGUAUGCAGACAUUGUCACCACUACCACUCACAAGACACUUCGAGGGGCCAGGUCAGGACUCAUCUUCUACCGGAAAGGGGUACAGGCUGUGGACCCCAAGACUGGCCAGGAGAUCCCUUACACAUUUGAGGACCGAAUCAAC
Molecule: messenger RNA, 1047 nt
Organism: Octodon degus (degu)
Lineage: Eukaryota; Metazoa; Chordata; Mammalia; Rodentia; Octodontidae
Gene: Shmt2
Product: serine hydroxymethyltransferase 2
Exons: 7
Biological process (GO): folic acid metabolic process; response to type I interferon; protein homotetramerization
Cellular component (GO): cytosol; cytoplasm; mitochondrial matrix
Molecular function (GO): pyridoxal phosphate binding; cobalt ion binding; mRNA regulatory element binding translation repressor activity
Source: RefSeq, a predicted model, not a curated record